Molecule: messenger RNA, 756 nt
Organism: Fusarium vanettenii 77-13-4
Lineage: Eukaryota; Fungi; Ascomycota; Sordariomycetes; Hypocreales; Nectriaceae
Exons: 3
Coding region: 1-756 (251 amino acids)
Source: RefSeq, a predicted model, not a curated record
AUGCAUGGCUCAGGAGAAAAUGGUACCCCCAAACCCGACAAAAUUUGCAACGCCAAAGGCUCUUAUGUUGUAUCUCUUUGCUUUUCUACAAUCGAUGAUCCAAGGAAAGAAUCCUUUCGGUCCGUCCAGGCUGAUCAGCUCUCGUUUUGCAUCAUCAAGACUAUCGCCACCAAGUUCAAGCAGUCUGAGGUCUCGACACACAAUGAGCAUGUCACAUGUGAGAAAUUAGAAGAACAAGGCGAGGUGAGCGAAGACCCACCUUCCUACAACGGACAGAAACAGAAGAAUGGGAGAAGAAAGAUACCGGGUUGUUGCUGGCCGACAAUCGCUUCGAACGACGGCUUUGUCCUUCAGGGCCAUCGGACUCCAGUUUUGCUUUUUAUAUACAACCCGCCUGGCCACCCAGUUGCUAUUGAAGAAACGCAAUGGGAGAGGUCUAGGCUUUCCAAAGAAAGAUUCACCUGCAGCAGUCUAUACACUGGACAACGGCCUACCGGGAAUUCUCAGCAACCAAGCAGGGGUGCGCGGCAUGUUGUCUCUUUUCUCGAGACAGGCCAAAGGCAUCUUCGAAACCCUGUCCUAGUCGUUCCGGGCCGUUGGGCCCUUCCAAGGACAUGCGGCUAUUACUGGUCACGAGGUGAAAAAUUCACAAUGCCUCCCUGGUUAGAGGGACUAGGAACCCAGGCUGUCUACGGCACAGAUACGGAUCACAAGCUCCUCCAUACGAGGGCCAUACUAGACACUCGUUGGAGUUAG